AUGCUCAGCCGCUCUCGUGCUAAACAGCCCGCCACCAAGGGGUUUGGUCGAGCCUAUCGCAGCCCCAAGAAGAAGCGAGAUAGCCGCAAAAGUUCGACUUACGUUGCGUGUCUUGGACUAGAAGAUAAGGUCCGCCGAUUGAAGGAGAAACUAGCCGAACUACAAGCACACGCUGGGGGGGAAGAUGUUGUGGAUGUGGAGGGGGAAGAUGAGAAUGCCCAACCUAACGAUAAUGGCGAGGAAGCAUGCCCUUUCGAUGAAGGUUUUCUGAUUCAUGACUCGUCACCGCUACCGAACGACUGUAUGGAAGAGGAUUUCCCCACUGACGCGCCUGCAUCCCUUCCACCCAUGCCAAGUACGCCCCUCUCCGCUAAAGUCCGUCGUAUCGGUCCAGACGCAGCGACGAAUCUGCUCUACGACCAGUGGAAGGCCCUCAUACCCCACCUUAUCGACCCCCUCCUUCUUUUCCUAUCCACAACGAAGGCAACGAAAUACGCCCCUCUGAGUGGACUCCCCUCGCGUUGUCUUCAGCCAGGCUUGUGUGCGACCAAGAGCCGCAAAGUUCUUUGUUUGUUUUUUGACCACUUCGACACAUUUGACGUUAUCAGCUGUGCAUGCCAUGAUCUUCCUGAAACCCUGGUGUCCUACGGGCUUUUCCCCACAUCGCCGACGCAGCCUCGAAUGGCUGUUUCCAUUCUUCUCCUUCAACUGUAUCACGCCCUUUUCGAACGUUCAUGCGAUGCCAUUAAUGCCUUCGCACAGGCACUCAACACUUUCUACGGACGCCGCGGGUUCAUCCACUGCAAUUCGAAGAAUCUUCUUAUGAACGCUUCACGACAGGGCGAAGUGGUUCAGGAUGCAUUCCGUCGAGGGAUAGGGCACGCAGUCCAAUGGUUUGACGUUUUACAAGUGCGUCUUGACCAACAACUCGAAGCAGCCGUUGUCGCCGCAGACGCUGCUGUUCGCCACUUGAAUGCUAUCCCUCUCACACCUCCGCUUUCAAAUCUGCUGACUCACGAGUCCCCCCUUCAUGGUGAUGCUAUCCGCCACUCGGAGGACACACAUCUCACGCCAAGCAUCAUUCACGAGGAACUCGCUUCACAUCCAAAUCAAUUUCAGGAGUCCGACCCUGGUUGCGACCCAACUCCACCCCUCAAGGAGUGUUCCCGGAUUCUUCAACGGCGAUGUCCCACUUGCUUCGGCUUGGAUGCAUUCGGAAGACCUGGACAUUUAGGCGCUGACAUUAUAGUGGCCACCGAUGGGAAUUUUAGCCAACGCCACAGGAAAGACGCAGGAGAUUGCCCUGAAUUCUACGCUCCUGAAUAUUUUCUCAGCAAGGAUUACGUCGACAGUGUGGGUCGUCGUAUUGUCGCAGCACGGGGUAAGCCACCCAAGGCCCGCAAGCCAGCGAAGGUCCCGGAUGAAGCGGUGAACGAUUGUGAAGAAGGGCACGAUUCCGGCAGUGGGUCUACCGUGAAGACGAACAUGGAUCAUUACGAUGAUGGUGGAGUGAUGGCCCUUGUCUGCCGCCACGAUAUUCCCCUUUUCCUAGCCAACAUUGACACCCCCGGCGAGCAGCAAAAGUACGCAGUUUCCCUCAUUGAGCAUCUUUACACCCACCUCCCUCCUACUGCCACUGUGACUGUCCUUUAUGAUGUCGGUUGUGUCCUAGACCGCAGUCUCAAUCUGUAUAACAUUCUCCCGAUCGUCUACAACCCCNGCAUCCGAGAAGGACCAGGUCUAUCUGAUGGGGAGGGUGUGGAGCGCUUCUGGUCUCGUUUACGAAAGAUGAUUGGUGUUACACGCGUAUCAGCGCGCCGCCGAAGAAUUUGGUUGUUGGACCGGCAAGCUGGCUCUGUGGGCGCAGAACUACGUGACGAUCUUGGGGAUUGGAUACGGCGCCGGCUCAAGACGAUUGCAUCCGAGGUUGCUGAAGCCAAGAAGAAAUUAAACCAUUACGGCAUUCCGCUACAUGAAUUGCGAGCGCAGUGGGAGCUUCAGCAGGCUGCUCAAUUGUCGAUCCGUGCUCAUGCCCCUGCACGCCUCAAAAAAGAACUUGACAGUGUUCUCAAGCUCCAAUCAACCAUUGACACCACUGACGAUGCGAUAUCUCGUCUCGCGGACCGAUUUUCAAAGUCCACGUUGGAAAGUCUGAACAGAACUCAGGAACGGCUCAAGGAAAAAGUUGAACAUCUCUACUCAUCGCUCAAUAUUCCAGAAUCCUUCCCUGAACUAGAAGACGUUGAUCUCGAAUUUGUAAGACUACUAGUACUCGCCCGCGACCUCAAAAUCAACAUCCGCAAGCGAGCGAUCGGCAGCUUUUUUGAGUGGGAUCGACUAGAUCAAGCAGCUGGUGGUCGGCAACAAGCAAUAGGUACGAAGGUACAUCAAAGUACCCGAGACGCAAUCGCUAAGCGUAAACCGGCCCUACUCAAAGCCAUCAAGAAAUUCAAUGGGUAUUGCGAACAACUAGCGGCCAUCUAUCGCCCUGAAUGGGAACUCCCCCUUCCUGACGCUCUGCCAGUCAAGCUUGACGAUCUGCGGAACAGCCCUUCGCUUAUGGAAGAUGUUUGGAUCACCCGUACCGCACCGGAGGUUCCCCGCUGGCUAGAAGAUAUCGACGUUCGGGCUGGCAUCAGAGCAAUGCUGAAGCUCGACCACUGCUUAGAGGAACAGCGUCGUUUAGGUCAGGAAGCGGACAACUUGUGCCGCUGGUUUGGCCGAGAGCUCUUAGCCAUUGAGGCGGCUAUUGCGUCACCUUCUAAUCAACGCCUCUGCGCUCUACUUGAGAGCCAUCGCGCCCAUCUCCUCUCCCUCAAAAGCCGAUGGACCAGUACUCUUGCAUCAAGUGUCCGAUUCGACCACCAUCUUCACGCUGCUUCAGAAAUGAAACAACGUCUUGCCCUCUCCCAUGACCUCCCCCCCUCACAACUGGUUGCUCCCUUGACGUGGCUUGCGCCUCUCACACAGAGGGUUGGCGAAGAUGCAUUUGCUGACCCGGCCUAUCAUGAAAUCGAUUUUGCCACCCAUAACGACAUACACGGGGACACCGGGGAAGUUUUGUUUGCCGACAUGAUUGACGCGGAGCUAGACGAUGAUGACGAAGCGCUCAAUGUUUCAUCAUUAGAGACUUCUGACGAUCUACCUGACAAUGCUGUUGAGGUCACUUGGAACUUACCGGAACCUCUUGUAUAUGACACCACAAUCCUCGACGCGCUUCGUUUUCAAACAUUUCGCCCAAUACCCACCCACCGAAACCGCCGCCAGGUCCCCAACACUAAAGGUCGCUUCUUCUUCGAUGAAGCAGACCUCCUUCGACUUGAAACACCACAGUCACCUCUCAACGACGCAUGUAUCAACGGCAUUGGUGCUUUCCUACAGCAAAUGUGGUCCCGCCCUGGCGAAUACCAUGAAAACGAUAGUCGACGCACCACUCCUCUGCAGUCACCGUCCCAGCCUCCCUCCAAAUGCAAUGCGGACAACCACAAGGUCAUGGAGUGUCCACCUGCCAGCGCCAGCGCAUCUGAAGAACGGCCAGCCGUAGAACCAGAUGAGGAACAGCCGAACGGGACAAGUGUGCAGGGGUUUCAGUGGCCAUACAACCCUUACUAUCCUCCCUAUAGCUAUCAUCCCCCGCCAGGCUGGCCAUAUGCCCCUUGGAACCAGGAGCGUGCUGCAGGGACCUCUGGUCCAGAAGUUGCGCCUUUCCCACCCCCGCAUCCUGGCAUGCCCUAUCCCCCCCCUCCUGGUACAGAAGUUGCGCCUUUCCCACCCCCGCAUCCUGGCAUGCCCUAUCCCCCCCCUCCUGGGUACUACCCUCCCGGCACUCACACCAAACACGCUGCAAAGCCAGCUCAAGGGGAGCCGGGUCCCUCUCGUCCUACCUGA
This is a messenger RNA of Laccaria bicolor S238N-H82, 3888 nucleotides long. RefSeq lists its product as uncharacterized. The coding region runs from base 1 to 3888 and encodes 1295 amino acids. The transcript is spliced from 12 exons. The record is from RefSeq and is a predicted model, not a curated record. NCBI's taxonomy places the organism in Eukaryota, Fungi, Basidiomycota, Agaricomycetes, Agaricales, Hydnangiaceae.